This is a messenger RNA of Truncatella angustata, 411 nucleotides long. RefSeq lists its product as uncharacterized. The annotation marks the transcript as partial. NCBI's taxonomy places the organism in Eukaryota, Fungi, Ascomycota, Sordariomycetes, Amphisphaeriales, Sporocadaceae. The transcript has a single exon. The record is from RefSeq and is a predicted model, not a curated record.
GACCUAUCGGCCUUAUUAGCAAACAUCAGCAUGGCCAAGGUCAUCCGACUACCCGAUCUAGAGGCCGGUUGGCGAUGGCCUCGUCAACUCAACAUCCACACGGCCGACAUCAAACAAGAAUGCCUCAACUGGGUGUCUAGUUUCGGGGCAUUCACCCCCAGGCACAGAAGGCCUUCGACAAAUGUAACUUUAGUCAGUGGCACCCGUAUCUAUUUACCAUUGAGUGACAAGGCUCCGGCACGCUGACAUGAACUUUUGCAGAUUUGCUGGCUGGUCUGAUGUACCCGCGAUUGGACAGAGAACAAUUGAGGUGUACGUGUGAUGUCAUGAACCUCUCCUUCAUCUUUGACGAGCACUCCGACAUAUCUGAACCGGCCGAUGUAUGGAAUCAAGUCGACAUCUUGAUGGAUG